AUGGCGCCCAUCCGGAAGAAGCUGGUGGUGGUUGGCGACGGGGCCUGUGGCAAGACGUGUUUGCUCAUCGUUUUCAACAGGAAUCGGUUCCCAGAGGCGUACGUGCCCACCGUGUUCGAGGCCUUCGUGGUGGGCAUUGACGUGGACGGGCAGCGGGUGGAGCUGGCCCUGUGGGACACCGCCGGGCAGGAAGACUACAACCGCUUGCGGGCCCUGGCCUACCCCAACACAGACGUUGUGCUGAUGUGCUUCUCCAUUGCUAGCCCCGACAGUUUUGAAAACAUCCCAGAAAUUUGGACUCCGGAAGUCAAGCACUUCUGUCCCGACGUGCCCAUCGUCCUGGUCGGGAACAAGAAGGAUCUGCGGAACCGGCGGAAGCUGGGCCGGUCGCGGCAGGAGCCGGUGAAGCCGGAGCAAGGCAGAGCUAUGGCCAGAAGGAUCGGCGCUUUCGGCUACGCAGAGUGUUCGGCGAAGACCAAAGAUGGAGUGAGGGAAGUUUUUGAAAUGGCCACGAGAGCUGCUCUACAGGCCAGUCGUGGGAGGCGAAAGUCUGGGUGCCUUGUCCUGUGA
This is a messenger RNA of Phyllostomus hastatus (greater spear-nosed bat), 570 nucleotides long. Its product is annotated as transforming protein RhoA-like. NCBI's taxonomy places the organism in Eukaryota, Metazoa, Chordata, Mammalia, Chiroptera, Phyllostomidae. The record is from RefSeq and is a predicted model, not a curated record. Gene Ontology annotation, cellular component: dendritic spine; cleavage furrow. Gene Ontology annotation, biological process: stress fiber assembly; small GTPase-mediated signal transduction; cell migration. Gene Ontology annotation, molecular function: GTP binding; GTPase activity. Bases 1 to 570 code for a protein of 189 amino acids. The transcript has a single exon.